Molecule: messenger RNA, 714 nt
Organism: Quercus robur (English oak)
Lineage: Eukaryota; Viridiplantae; Streptophyta; Magnoliopsida; Fagales; Fagaceae
Exons: 1
Coding region: 1-714 (237 amino acids)
Molecular function (GO): zinc ion binding
Source: RefSeq, a predicted model, not a curated record
AUGGAAUCCAUUAAGCAGCUGGAAAUUAAGGCCAUUAGGAAUAAGAAGAAGGUGAUGGGGAAGGAUGGCAAGGAAAAGAAUCAAGAUUAUCUUCCAUACACAUACCUAAUGAGCAAGUUUGUGGUUAUGUGGACCCAGUCACAUGAUGGUGGGAGACGUUUUGGGGCAAUGACAACCAAUAUAUCAAAGUGCUUCAAUGGUGUACUGAAAGGUGCACAGGGCCUUCCCAUUGCCGCGUUGGUUGAGUUCACUUGGAACAAACUUGUUCAAUAUUUCCACGACCGGCGCAAAGAAUACCGUUAUAAGUUGUUAGAGGGUAAGAAAUGGAGUGAAUAUGCCUUAUCCACGUGGGAUGGAAAUAAGCGUAAAUCUGAGAAACACUAUCUCAAGCCAUUUAGCAAUGAAGAGUUUAUAUUUCAAGUAGUUACCCAACUCAAUACGUGUAGCGCAAGAGGGGGAAACCAUAGUUAUGAAGUUCGGUUACAGGAAAGAACAUGCAAUUGUGGGAAAUGGCAAAACAUAGGGAUCCCGUGUUCACAUGCUAUUAGAGUAUAUGACUAUUUACAUAUUGAUUCGACCACAUAUAUUCACCCAUGUUAUGGUUUGAACAAAGCCCUUAACACUUAUGAGCAUGCAUUUGUGGUUCUUAAGUCACUGUCAUUGUGGAGGGAUCCCAUGGGGCCAAAGUGGUUGCCUAAUCCAGCAUUGUUGUAG